AGGAGCCAGCAGGAAACCGGGCGCGGGCGCGUAAAAAAAGAGAAAAAAGGAGGGAACUGGGACAGAAGGUGGCUCGUCCGUGAGGGAGGUGGACGCGUCACAAGCGCCGGCCGCGCCGAGGCGGAGGGAACACCUCACAGGCACUCUUGGGAAAAGAAAAAGGAACAACUGAGUCCCCAACUUGGCAAGGACGACGGGAGCCGGCGGCCUGGAGCAGCCGCAGCCGCACAGCAGAGAGCCGUCCCCGGUGCCGGGCGAGCGAGGAGAAGGAGGAGGAAGAAGCCACCCUCAGCGGCCGCCCCAGCAUGCUGUCCCCCUUCGCCUGAAGCGGGAUGAGGUGCCGCCUGUGCCACCUGGGCAAAGCGCUGAGGAGGAGGUUCCGCCGCUUGUUGAUCCUCGGGCUGCUGGCCGUGGGGCUCUGGGCCGCCUACUUGGAGCUGGUGGCCCUGGCCGACGGGGGAGAGCACCCCUUGAGCCACCGAUAUGGAAGCUGGGGUGAACUGGCUAAGGCUCUGGGAAAACAGGACAGUCCUAUGAUGGAUCCAAGCCUUCAGUUUUAUCUGCCACAGAAGCCAGAGGUACAAAACCAAGUGCACCAAAGAGGCCGAAGCAACAAUACAGCAUUGAAGAACUCUUCCUCCUGGAAGCCUGAGAUUAAUGGCCAAGUCAACCUCCAUGUCUUUGAGGACUGGUGUGGUGGAUCUAUUGAACAGCUGAGGAAGAACAUCCACUUUCCAUUGUAUCCUCAUACAAGGGCCACUUUGAAGAAACUGGCAGCAUCUCCAGCAUGGACAAACUACGGACUGCGCAUAUUUGGGUAUCUGCAUCCACUCAGUGAUGGUGAAUUUCAGUUUGCCAUUGCUGCUGAUGACAAUGCAGAGUUCUGGUUAAGUCGAAGUGAGAACAUCUCAGACCUCCAACUGCUGGCCAGUGUAGGCAAGACUGGGAAGGAGUGGACAGCACCUGGGGAGUAUGGGAAAUUCAAGAGUCAAAAAUCAAAGCCAGUGAAGCUGUCGGCCACAAAAAAGUACUACUUUGAGGUGCUACACAAGCAAGAUGACAAAGGAACAGAUCAUGUAGAAGUGGCAUGGAAGCGAAAUGAUCCUGAAACCAAGUUUACAAUUAUUGACUCUCAGUUCCUCUCCCUUUAUUUUAAUGAAACUCUUUUGAAAAUGAAUGAGGUUGCUCACGUCCCACAGACAGUAGCUACUCGUAGAAGCCGGAUUCAGAACAAUCGUGGCAAGAUAGAACACCCAGCAGACAUGCUGAAGCCUGAUCCUCGAGACACCAUUUAUAUGUUAAAUAGUGUUCAUUUGUCCUAUGUAUAUCCCAAUGACUACACUCGCCUGAGUUAUAUGGAUUCGUAUAACAAGUGUUUUUACCAAGAAAGUAGCGUUUACCUGGACAGAUUUGGAUUUUCCAAGUACAUGCAAAUGGACCAGCCAGACGGCAGAAACUUAAAUUAUGAGGAAACCAUAAAACUGCCAGGUGAUGAAGAGGAACAUUUUGAUGAUGCUCAGUAUGCAGAUCCAGAAAUAGAAGACACAGUGCCUCCACUAAAUGCUACCAGACUAAGGAUUGAAAGAGGUCCUCUCCAGGCUGCAGAAAAUGUGAAUGCUUAUGAUUAUUCUCUGCAAAAGCAUCGAAAUCUCUUGUCUGUUCCUGGAAAAGAUAUAAAGAGCAAAGAAGCUAACAGACAGAAAAUGACUUCAGUCAGUCAGAGUAAAACGAAUCCAGAAGCAAAUUCACCAAAGAAGAAGCCACCUUUGAAAGGGAGAGUGAAAGAAAACUCGAGAAACUCUCCUCCUUACGACAGGAGUCUCCGUGAGUUACCAGCUACAAAGAGGAAAGCAGAGAAUGAGGUCUUGCACGCUAGGAAAAGGUUUGAAAUGGCUGGGGAACAGAAUCCCAUCAGACGCAGAGACUCAACUGGAGGGAUCUCUCAGGAAACCAGUCCACCUGAAUUAGACUUCAAUACAAAGAGAAACAAGAACCCAUCAUUGAAUACCAAAAAAACAAGAAGGCAAUCUGAAGCACUUGAUGACAGAGCCAGAAAAGCAACCCUCCUGGAAAAUCCCAUUCAUGAAGACCAGUGGUUUAACCAAGUGGAUUCAUAUAUUGCCCGACAUAAGGCAGCAGAUGCUGCAAAUGUCAUUUUGGGAAGGGUUGAUCUGGGUUCCCAGCAGCCUGUUGGGACUGAUUCUGCUCAGCCAACAGUCCAAGAGGAAGAGGAGGAUGAAGAACAGGUGACGGUAGUAGAAGAAGAGGCAGGCGAAGAGGAAGAGGAUUUUGGCUACAUGCCUGUGUUUGAUCAGUUAGUGAACUGGGAGCAGACCUUCAAUGUAAGUCACUUGGACUUCCAUCUGCUGCGAACAGACUGGAUUGACCUGAAUUGCAACACUUCAGGAAAUCUGCUCUUGAGUGAGAAGGAAGCCUUAAAGAUCACUCAAACAUUCCUUAAAAAACUCAACCAGAAGAAUAAAGGCCGGUUCCAGCUGCAGCGCAUCUUGAACAUAGAGAGGCGGAAGGACUACCUAAGGGGCAGCCGUUACCUGCUGGAGCUGGAGCUGUUGGAGUGGGGAAAGCAUCCUGUCCGUUUCUCAGAAUACAUCUUUGCCCGGGGGUGGCAUGGUUCUGGCAGCAACGAGGAGCAGUGGAUGAUGAAGGAGCUAGCGUGGGGACGCAGACGUCACUUGAUGGCCAACAGGGAUGAGCCAGUCCUGUGCUGGCCAUCAGGCUUUUCUUGGAAUCACCGUGCUGUUGUCCACUUCAUUGUGCCAGUGAAAAACCAAGCACGUUGGGUGAUUCAGUUCAUUUCUGACAUGGAAGAGCUGUAUAAGCUUACAAAGGACCCCUAUUUCAAUGUCAUCAUCACAGAUUACAGCAGUGAUGACAUGGACAUAGAAAAGGCUCUGAAAAGAUCCAGUUUGCACAGGUACCAAUACUUGCGACUGACAGGUAAUUUUGAGCGCUCAGCAGGACUGCAAGCUGGGAUAGAUCUAGUGAAGGAUUCACACAGCAUCAUUUUCCUGUGUGAUCUACACAUCCGAUUCCCGGUAGAGAUCAUUGACUCAAUUCGGAAGCACUGUGUUGAAGGGAAAAUGGCCUUUGCACCCAUGGUAAUGAGGCUGAACUGUGGUGCAUCCCCAGAGCAGCCUGACGGCUACUGGGAGGUGAAUGGCUUUGGUCUCCUGGGUAUAUACAAGUCUGAUCUGGUUCGCAUUGGAGGGAUGAACACUAAAGAGUUCCGGGAAAAAUGGGGAGGAGAGGACUGGGAACUCCUGGACAGAAUCAUGCAGGCUGGCCUGGAGGUAGACCGUCUGUCUCUCAGGAACUUCUUCCACCACUUUCACUCCAGGCGGGGUAUGUGGAACCGUCAUCAGCUGAAGAUAUGAUAGGCGUCUGCAGUUCAGAUCCCGCCAUGCACUUUACCAAGGUCUCUCAUCAAGUGUACACUCUCCUGUAGAAAUCGUAGCAUGAGUUCAGAUGAUCACAGAUGUUUGUGUUUAAUAAGAAAAGCGGUCAAACCAUGGAACGCAGACCCUUCCUUUAGAGAUGGAGGCAGAAUCAGGGAGAAAACAACCCUACCUCUUCUACCCACUUUCAAAAGUAUGGACAAAACAGCAUCACCAGCACAAUGUAAGAGUGCUUUUGAGAAGUAUAAAUUUUAUCAUGCAUUUCUUUCCCCAGCCCAAACCCCACAAAGUCUCCUUUUUAUAGUUUUUCUACUCGACUGAAAUGUUUUCCAUGGCUGGUUGUGUCCUUGAAGGAUAGCUCUUCAACCAACAUAAGGCAGAAUAUUCCAGUGAAUGGGUACAAAUGAAAAUGUUCCAGAACUGGAGUACAUAGAACACUGUGUUUGCAGGAGAAUUAUACCCACUCUGGGUUAUUUUUAAUGAUACGUCUUCUUCUUUCUGAAGAUACUUGAACAAAAGGACGUAUUCUGAAUUUCAUGCCUUUGGACCAAAGUCCAUUAGUUCUCCAGUACGGGCUGCAUCGGUAUACCUGUACACAUCCUCAACUAGGACUCCCUGAGGAGCAAAUGGGUUCCUCUUGUCGUUUGAAGCUCAACUCAGGUACAGCAAAAGGAACGUGGGCCUUUACCAAAACUGUUGUGCCUUUCCUUUGUAACUGCCAGCAUCUUCCUUGGAUUAAUCAACAUCCCGUUUCAUUGAAUCAUGGUUAAAUUGACUUGAAACCAAGCUCGGACUUGAGUACAUGGUUGACACAAAUUGAUCCUGACAAUCAUUGGAAUGUGGCUUAGAGAACAAAGAGAAUCAGAAAUAUGGACAUGAGACCAAACCUUUCUUUCUUGAAACUGAUGUGUAGCCCUGCACUUGAGAGAUUCAAACACCAAGCAGUCUUAGACAGGUAGAGUAAAAUGUCGAUACCAUAGAAUUCAAAGUUUUUAUAUGCUUUUUCCUAUUUAUUGUACAGUUUCAGUGUUGGUUGGUUUGCAUUCUUAUUUUAAUGUGUUGUAAACCACCCUAAGGAAAAAGUCAUUUUGAAGGGCACGAUAUCAUUUUUUGUACAAUAAUUAAUUUAUGAUUUAUUAUUCUCUGGUAAUUGAUUGUGCAUGAAGAAUAGGCAUCCUUGUGUCUUUGAAGCAUACAGAGGGGAUUGAAGUUUUAGAAGGACCAGAAAGGAUACUUUCUUCAUACGAAUUGACGUGAGAUUUGGGCAUGACACACUCAGGAAAUAUAUAAGGAAAAUAAACUAUGGAUCUGCACCAGAUCCUUGCCUAAUAUAGAUAUAGAUUUGUGUAUAGUUGAGGAGUUGUGAGUAUGACAGAGUAUGUGUAAAUGAGAGAGAGAGAGAGAGUAAGAGAGUUUACCCAUAGGUUUGCAUUUUUGCCUUAAGACAAACUGUGGGAUAUUUUAUGUUACUCAAGAAUCAGACUCUGCCACACUGCUCCAUCAUCCAAUUAUGAUCUUAGAUGAUAACUCCAAAUCCUUCCACUUGUAGAUCUUGAAGACUCAUAUACUGUGCACUUAGUGACAAGAUGCAGCCCAGAGGAACCAGCAGUGUGUUAUAUGGGAAUCUGGUCCCCAGCUAUGUGAGGGAGGAAGACAUAUUUGAGCUCAAUUUAUCCAUGCUCUGGAAAAUGCUAGUAUCUUAGCUGGGAGACAGCACUAUAUUUAGCCAUCAUGAUAUGAAGUUAUUUGGUAUAAGUUCAGAAUUUCCAGGAAAUCAUCUACAAUUGAAAUAUAAUGAAAUAAG
Molecule: messenger RNA, 5220 nt
Organism: Pogona vitticeps (central bearded dragon)
Lineage: Eukaryota; Metazoa; Chordata; Lepidosauria; Squamata; Agamidae
Source: RefSeq, a predicted model, not a curated record